ACACGGCAGCGGAGCAUCGGCGCGGCAGGAACGCCUCCACACGUCCCUCGCACCAGACCCAGUCUCCUCAAUCCUUUUUUUCCCCCCACAUAGAUAUAUCUUUAUCAUUAAUUUCUUUUUUUCCGGAUUUUGUUGUUGGCAUCGUGGUGGGAAACGACUAGAAUCCGCCUGGAACCACCACGGAGUCCCGCUCCCCGGGCGCAAAGUGUGCAUCGUGGCUCUUUCACGAGUGGCAUGUUGCAGGGACACUGCUGGCGCAAUUGAACUCCUGCUUUCACCCGGAGAGGAUUCAAUGAAAAUGUCCGUGUGCGUCCAUGAGAACCGAAAGUCGCGGGUCAGCACCGGCUCCAUGAAUAUCUAUCUUUUCCACAAGUCGUCCUACGCAGACAGCGUCCUCAUGCACCUCAACUCGCUGCGGCAGCAAAGACUUUUCACGGACGUUCUGCUGCACGCGGGCACCCGCUCCUUUCCCUGCCAUCGUGCCGUGCUGGCGGCCUGCAGCCGCUACUUCGAGGCCAUGUUCAGCGGCGGUCUGAGGGAGAGUCAGGCCAGAGAGGUCAACUUCCGAGACUCGAUCCAUCCGGAGGUUUUGGAGCUCCUGCUGGAUUACGCAUACUCGUCGCGCGUGGUUAUCAACGAGGAGAACGCAGAGUCGCUGCUGGAAGCUGGGGACAUGCUGGAGUUUCAGGACAUCCGUGAUGCCUGUGCCGAGUUCUUGGAGAGAAACCUUCACCCGACCAACUGCCUUGGCAUGCUGUUGCUGUCUGACGCCCACCAGUGUACCAAGCUGUCAGAGCUCUCCUGGGGCAUGUGUCUAAGCAAUUUCCCUGCUAUCUGCAAGACAGAAGACUUCCUCCAACUGCCCAAAGAUAUGGUGGUGCAGCUUUUGUCACACGAGGAGCUAGAGACAGAAGAUGAGAGACUGGUUUAUGACGCUGCUCUGAACUGGAUCAACUACGACCUGGAAAGGAGACACUCCCAUCUACCAGAGCUCCUGAGAACAGUCCGCCUCGCCCUGCUUCCUGCUAUCUUUUUGAUGGAGAACGUUUCAACAGAGGAGCUGAUCAACGCCCAAGCUAAGAGCAAGGAACUGGUAGAUGAAGCUAUUCGCUGUAAGCUGAAGAUCUUGCAGAAUGAUGGUGUCGUUAACAGCCCGUGUGCUCGACCCCGAAAAACCAGUCAUGCCCUCUUCCUUCUCGGCGGGCAGACUUUCAUGUGUGACAAGCUGUACUUGGUGGACCAGAAGGCCAAAGAGAUCAUCCCAAAAGCAGACAUUCCCAGUCCCAGGAAGGAAUUCAGCGCAUGUGCUAUUGGCUGUAAGGUGUACAUCACCGGGGGAAGAGGGUCAGAGAAUGGUGUGUCCAAAGAUGUAUGGGUCUAUGAUACGGUCCACGAAGAAUGGUCAAAGGCAGCGCCCAUGCUCAUCGCCAGGUUCGGCCACGGCUCCGCGGAGCUGAAGCACUGCCUCUACGUCGUAGGAGGGCACACUGCUGCAACCGGCUGCCUCCCGGCUUCUCCGUCUGUGUCGCUCAAACAGGUGGAGCAGUUCGAUCCAGUGGCAAACAAGUGGACCAUGGUGGCUCCGCUGAGAGAAGGUGUGAGUAACGCAGCAGUGGUCAGCGUGAAGCUCAAGCUGUUUGCCUUCGGAGGAACUAGCGUCACCCACGACAAAUUGCCCAAGGUGCAGUGCUACGACCCGCAGGAGAACCGCUGGACUGUGCCGGCGUCCUGCCCCCAACCUUGGCGCUACACGGCCGCUGCCGUCCUGGGAAACCAGAUAUUUGUCAUGGGUGGAGAUACAGAAUUCUCAGCAUGCUCAGCUUACAAGUUCAGCAGCGAGAACUACCAGUGGACUAAAGUGGGUGACGUGACGGCGAAGCGGAUGAGCUGCCAGGCUGUGGCUUCAGGAAACAAACUGUAUGUGGUGGGCGGGUACUUUGGCACGCAGCGGUGUAAAACUCUAGACUGCUACGACCCCACACUUGAUGCGUGGAACAGCAUCACUACUGUGCCCUAUUCUCUCAUUCCCACCGCUUUCGUCAGCACCUGGAAACAUCUACCGGCUUGAAUCCCAAACUAUCAGCACCCUCUCCAUUUGAUUUCCCUGUUUUGCAUCAUCUACCAGUCUCCCAGCUGUGAAGAAGCACAAAUUCUCUUCCUCCAAAAGAGACGCCGAGCAGUUGAUGUACAGACGCCCGCGUUCAUUUCAAUGUUGCAAAGAUGCAGAAGCAAAAAAAACAAAACAAAAAACAACCAACAGCUGGACAGUUCCUGAGAUGGAAGCUGAGAUGUAAACUACGACGCAAACAAACCAAACUGCUGCUUGUUCUGAGGCGCAACCUCCGACCUUGUGUGCACCCUGUUCUUUCAUGCUGCCAUAGGAGCACUGCAAACAUAUCACAGAAAUCCUGCGAUUUUUCUUAUUUAGCCGUGCCAGCCUUGUGAAAAUCUGUGUUUAUGUCUUUCUCUAUGACAAAAAUAUAAAAAAUAUAGCAUGAUGGAUGUUCUGUUUGGACUGAAGCAGGGGGGGAGGAGGAAGGAGAUCAGUGUGCUGAAGAACGAAAUCAGCUCAGUUUGACUGAAUGUCUAUAAUUUAUUAAAAAGGCACAAUGAAGGAGCAAACUAUAGAGCCAAAUCAAGGUCAAAAGUUUUGCUAAUUUGAAAAUAAAAUUUGAACCUGAAAAUUCUUUUUUUCAGUUUCAAAUCUUUUUAUUUCAG
Cololabis saira (Pacific saury) is the source of this 2718-nucleotide messenger RNA. It is a transcript of the gene enc1, whose product is annotated as ectodermal-neural cortex 1. Bases 293 to 2068 code for a protein of 591 amino acids. Gene Ontology annotation, molecular function: protein binding. The record is from RefSeq and is a predicted model, not a curated record. Lineage: Eukaryota; Metazoa; Chordata; Actinopteri; Beloniformes; Belonidae. The transcript has 3 exons.